AAGCUCACAAGCCCAAACCUGGGUGUGAUCUCAUGCAAUCAAUUGCUUGUAGCUUAGCCACUGGGUUGAGGAAAUGAGCAUCUUUUAUCGAAUUCAAUAUAAUCGAUUUAAAAGCAAAUUCUGUCACUACUGCAAUGAGCUUGUGUCAACUUAGCAGCUCUAUAUAAAAGAAAGGGAUCUACAACUAUACAAGCAGUGUUGGAUUUGAUGUUAAUGCCUUAAUAUGUUGGAAUUGAUUUUAAAAAUAUUUACUAUUUCUAGGAAACAUAUUGUUUUCUAUAAUACAAUGAUUGCUGCCUAUGCGAUGCAUGGUGAUGGGGAGCUUGUAUGCAUACUCUUUCAAAAAACCACAAAAGAGCACUACACCUGUAUGCAUGACCUUUUUCAGUUGAGUGCAGUUCCUGGACAAGACUUGCUGCCUAAACUCGAAAUGCUGUUGGAAGGUGAUAUUUGGGAGCAGGGGCCUUUAGUUGAAGCCUGUAAAAUCAAUUGUAAUUCAGAAUUAGGAAAAAGUGAAGUAGAAACAUCUUGUUGAGUUGGACCUGAAAAUUCUGGAUCUUAUGUACUACUUUCAAACAUCUAUACUGCAUUUUGCAAGUGGGAUGAUGUAGCAGACGUCAGAAAGUUGAUGAAAUGCAGGAGCUUAAGAAAGACCCUUGGAAUCAGCUGGAUUUGGAUAAAAAACAGAGUGAAUGGGUUCUCUGUCGGAGACACAUUUUCCACAAACAUACAAAGACUUAUGCAUGCUGGAGAGCUUGUAUUUACAGAUGAAGACUUAUUUCAAGGAUCUCCUGUAUAAACUAAAAUAUUGGUGUCCUGAUGACAUCACUAAAACUUUUUUCCGUAAAUAUCCGUGAUGGCAAGGAUGAUGUCAACAAUGAGAGCAUUAAACUCAGCAAUGACAUUGAUACUAGAACUCAAAGAGGCAAUCCUGCAAACACAAAGUUACAAACUGCAUUUCUUAGCUAGGAUUCAACAUCGAAAUAAUGAGAUUAAACUUAUAUCUGGUAGUCUCAUGAAUUAUCAUACUGAUUGCAUAUCAAACUUAUUCAGCAAUGAAUUCACUGAGAAGCUCAACUGGGAUUCACAAAGAAAAGAAUCUCAUGCUUAUAUGGUAAAAACUGGGAUUGAAAAUGUCACAUUUAAUCAAACAAAGCUUGUUCUCACAUAUUUGGAGUCUGGGAAUUUGGGAGGUGCAUUUCAAGUAUUAAACAAAAUUCCUAAUCCAAAUUUGUUCUUGUGGACCGCUAUGAUAAGGGCCUAUACCAAGCAGGGCUACUAUGCAGAGGCCCUUAUAUUGUUUAAUGAAAUCCAUGCUGCAGAAAUCAAGGCAAGCCCUUUCAUUUUGGCAAGUGUUAUCAAGGCAUGUGCAGGCCUAAAAACUUUACAGAAGGGAAAGGAGAUUCAUUGUUAUACUAUUUCAAACGGAUAUGAAUCAAACGUGUUUCUAUCUGGUGCACUUGUGGAUAUGUAUGCCAAAUGCAAAAGAAUCGAGUUUGCAUGCCAAAUGUUUAACAAAAUGCCCCAAAGAAAUGUGGUAACAUGGAAUGUGGCAAUUACAGGUUAUGCACAGAAUGGGUAUCCAGAGGAAGCCUUCAAUCUUUUUCAUCAAAUGCAAUUAGAAGAAAUCAAGCCUAAUUUAAUUACCAUGAUUAUUGUUCUUAGGGUGUGCGCCAGUUUAAGGAGCCUGCAACAGGGCAAAGAGGUACAUAGCUAUGCUAUUAAAGCUGGAUAUGAUUUGGACGUUGCUGUGGGUACUGUUCUUGUUAACAUGUACGUUAAAUGCAGAAAUAUAGAAGAUGCAUGCUACUUGUUUGAGCAAAUUCCUGAAAGAAAUCUUGUCUCAUGGAAUGUGAUGAUUGCAGGAUUUGCUCAGAAUGGGAAACCUGAAGAUGCCCAGCGACUAUUCUGUCAAAUGCAAUUGGAAGGAAUUAAGCCAGAUGUUAUCACAUGGAAUGCAAUGAUUGCAGGUUAUGCUCAGAGUGGGUGUGGUGAUGAGGCCUUAAAAGUGUUUGAUCAGAUGCAGACAUUGGGCAUAAAACCAAAUGUGGUUACGUGGAAUUCUAUAAUUGCAGGGUAUGCCCAAAAUGAACACAAGGAUAAGGCCUUGAAAUCAUUACAUCAAAUGCUACUGUCAGGUGCAAUACCUAAUUCGGUUACCGUUGCAAGUGUUCUUCCUGUCUGUGCCGACAUUGCAUCUUUGCAUCACGGAAAAGAGAUUCAUGCAUAUAUGGUCAGGUGUGGUUUCAUGUCAGACAUCAUUGCAGGGAGUGCUCUUGUGGAUAUGUAUGCCAAAUGUGGGAAUGUAGAGAUAGCUCAUAACGUAUUUGACAAAUUCUCUCGAGCUGAUUUGGUAUUAUGGAACACAAUGAUUGCUGGCUAUGCGAUGCAUGGGCAGAGUGAAUGUGCUCUUACACUCUUUAACCAAAUGCAAAAGGAAAAUAUGAAGCCAGAUCACGUCACUUUCAUUGGUGUUCUCUCUGCAUGCAGCCAUGCGGGACUUGUUCAGAAAGGUUGGGAACAUUUUUUUUCCAUGAAUCAAGUUUAUAAUAUUCAACCCCAAGUGGAACACUAUGCUUGCAUGGUUGACCUUCUUGGUCGUGCUGGGUGCUUGGAUGAAGCUCAUAGAAUUAUCAUUAAUAUGUCAAUACAGCCUGAUUCUCGUAUAUGGGGUGCUUUGCUUAGUGCUUGCAGAACCCAUUGCAAUCCGGAGCUAGGAGAAUGGGCUGCAGGACAUCUUUUUCAAGUAGAUCCUGACAAUAUUGGUAGUUAUGUCCUAUUAUCAAACAUCUAUGCUGCAGCAGGCCGAUGGGAUGACGUAGCAAAGACUAGAAUACUAAUGCGGGAUAGGGGACUCCAAAAGAAACCAGGAUCUAGCUGGGUUGAGGUUAAAAACCGAACUCACACAUUCACAGCAGGAGACACAUCACAUCCACAAAUGAAGGAAAUCUAUGCCAUGCUAGACAUUUUGGGUAAACAGAUGAAGUUAGCAGGUUAUGUACCUAAGACAAAGUUUACAAAUCAUGAUGAGGAUUAGGACAAUCUAGAGUUUGGAUUUGAGCGGUGAAGGUGUUUUCUUGUUAAAAGUGAUUUUUUAAAUAAAAUAAAAUAUUCUUUAUUUAAUAUAUAUUUAUUUAGUA
Messenger RNA from Cryptomeria japonica (Japanese cedar), 3140 nucleotides. Its product is annotated as pentatricopeptide repeat-containing protein At5g59600. The record is from RefSeq and is a predicted model, not a curated record. Gene Ontology annotation, molecular function: RNA binding; protein binding. NCBI's taxonomy places the organism in Eukaryota, Viridiplantae, Streptophyta, Pinopsida, Cupressales, Cupressaceae. The transcript has 2 exons. Gene Ontology annotation, biological process: RNA modification. The coding region runs from base 857 to 3037 and encodes 726 amino acids.